Messenger RNA from Vicia villosa (hairy vetch), 1179 nucleotides. RefSeq lists its product as uncharacterized. The transcript has a single exon. NCBI's taxonomy places the organism in Eukaryota, Viridiplantae, Streptophyta, Magnoliopsida, Fabales, Fabaceae. Bases 1 to 1179 code for a protein of 392 amino acids. The record is from RefSeq and is a predicted model, not a curated record.
AUGAAUAAAUGUAGCCAAAUUAGAAAGAAUCUUGGCUUUGACUGGGAUUAUACUGAUAAUUAUGAUUACCAUACCAAUGGGAGAAUCUGGCUAACUUGGAACCCUUUAGUCUGGAAUAUGAAAGUCAUUGAGAAAUCAGACCAAUUUAUUCAUACUGAGGUUUAUACUAAACAAGGAGGUUUUUCCCACUACCUUACUGUCAUUUAUGCCCAUAACCAGAUUACUAAUAGAAGGAAGUUAUGGCAAGAUAUGCACAGACUCAAUGACACCAUCACUGGGCCAUGGAUUAGUGUAGGUGACUAUAAUAAUGUACUGAAAGUGGGGGAUAGGCUUGGAGGUAAUGAGGUUCAUAUAGCUGAAUAUAUAGAUAUGGAGAGAAUGAUGAGUGACAACAAUCUCUUUGAACAUGACACAACAGGGCCUGUCUAUACUUGGUCUAAUAGACAAAUGAAUAAUCCCAUUUAUUCAAGAAUAGAUAGAGCAUUAGUCAAUACUGCUUGGUGUAGUGCUUUCCCCAACAGUGAGGUAGAAGUGCUAAACUCUCAUAUCUCAAAUCACUCACCCUUGAGAGUCAAGUUGGAUGGUACAUACCAAUUAGCUAAACACAAACAGAGAUUCAAAUUUCUAAAUUGUGUGGCUGAUCACCCUGAGUUCCUCGCCACUGUGAAAGAGAAUUGGAACCAACAUGUUUCAGAUUAUCCCAUGUAUCACUUAUGGAAGAACCUCCAAAGGCUGCAAUUCAAGCUUAAAGGGCUCAACUGGAAUAUGACUAAAGGUGUUAGAAAUCUCAGAGAAAGUAGAGAUCAAUUAGACAAAGCUCAGAGCUUCCUAAUCAAUGAUCCCCUGAACCCUGAUCUUUGCCAUAAUGUCAAAACCUGGACUGAGGAAGUGAUUAGAAGUGCAGAACUUGAAGAGAAAAUCUUGCACCAGAAGACAAAAGAGGAUUGGAUUUCUUUGGGAGAUGGCAACAAUGCCUACUUUUAUGCAAAACUGAAGGCAAAAAACAAGCAGACCCAAAUCACAAUGCUAGAGGAUGAACAAGGGCAGAAACUUACUGAACAUGAAGACUUGGAAAGAGAAGUCUUAGAGUUUUAUAACAAACUUAUAGGCCAAGAAACCAGUAGCAGGAACCAUGUUGAUAUCAGCAUUAUGAGAAAUGGAGUCCAGUUGAACAGAUAG